Molecule: messenger RNA, 3326 nt
Organism: Gaeumannomyces tritici R3-111a-1
Lineage: Eukaryota; Fungi; Ascomycota; Sordariomycetes; Magnaporthales; Magnaporthaceae
Product: methyltransferase domain-containing protein
Exons: 1
Coding region: 1854-2960 (368 amino acids)
Molecular function (GO): S-adenosylmethionine-dependent methyltransferase activity
Source: RefSeq, a predicted model, not a curated record
UCAAACACCGGCUUCAGGGCGUUCUCUCUGUUCACUUCAUCUGAACUGAGCAGAUGAGCUGUCAACACACGCCACACGCCGGGCUGGUGGAAAUGCAAGAUUCACAGCCACCAUCUCAUCUUGGUUCUUUGUACUGCCGCUUUGUCGGGGAACAGCCACACCCAGGGCGCCGGGAAGUGCAAUCUCCCGUGCGCCCUCGCGUGGCUGCUUGCCCGACAGCCCGCAAUGUUUGGCAAACCGAUGCUUUCUGUUUUCUUUGGCGAGUCCGUGGCACUUUGGGCGCGGGAGUAGCUCGCCUCGGGACCCGAGCUCGUCCCGUCGACUUUUCCCUGCGGCUCUCGGACGCAAGGACUGUCACGGCAUUUUGUUCGGCCCGUCUGCGUAUUGAAAUGAGGGUCCGUUGCCAGGGUGGGCGUUAUCAAGUGUCGUGCGAAUGCCAGGACCAGGGACGUUGUGAAUAGCUUCCUCCACAGCGGGUAGCGCGUCAUGUUUUUUUUUUUUUGGUCCCAGGUGAAGAAGGUUCCCACUUGUCUUGCGCAUGUGCUACUCUAGCGUCUAGAACAAACCAAAAACGCAUGUUGUGGCGCCACCCUCACAACGUGGGCUGUCAUGGCAAAACAGGGGCUCCCAAUCAGCCCACAAAACGACCCGGCACCCCAACAUGGCGGCUUCCAGAGGCCCGACCUCAUGGUGGGACCAACACCCUUGUCUUCCCCGGGAGCCUGGUUCCAGACUGCCGUGCCUGACCUGUUCGUACCGCUGCAUUGGCUGGUUCGCCAAACACGCACCCCAGAGCCUCCACUCAAAAUAGACAUGAUCACUCUCCCUCAACGGCUUCUUCGGUCUCCUUUGGGCUAGCUAGGGGAACUUCCCAGUCGGUCGAGGAAACAAAAAACACCUCAGCUACAAUGUCAGUGACUUGGGCUGCCCUUUGUCCGAGCUCUCGUAGCCGUAGCUUUACCAUAGCUUUCCCUUUGUUUGUCCCUGGCCCGACCCGUCACCAUCGCUCACUAACACAGCACAAUGGGACGUCAAAGUCCUCCCUAAGCUUUCAAGGUUGCUACCAUCAUCACAUCCCAACGUCAUUGGUUCAGGGGUUCGUGAUUUGCGCUCGUGCUGCCAUGCCCGGGCAUCAGGCCAGACCAACAGCCAGCCGUGUAGAGUACAAGUGAUCCCCCUUUUUUCUCCCUUCCGCACGGCACUGCAAAUGGACUGGUUUGUUGUUUGCCAAACUUCGGCAGCGGCAUCCUUCUGACCCUUGUGGCGUGGGGGUUGGUAUGUACCAACCUCGACUGAGGAGCAGAAAACGGAUCAUGAUCGCCCGCCAGAGCACCUACGUCAGGGGUAAUCGUGUGCCGUCGCCAGGGGUGGCUUUGUGUGUCGCCGGCAGAGUGAGCUAGCUCAAUGCCCUUGUCUCGUCCCAUCUGUUGCUACAAGGAAAAAAAGACACGAUCAUUUCUGGACAGCUGUACGCUGGUCCUUUGUGUGAGGUGGUAGGUGAUGGGGUUUGCAAGUGAGCCAGCUCGAAGGACCCGCCACUACACUGUCAACCUCGCUGUCUCAAGGGGACCACGAGCUGCGAGAUUGUGUAUAUAACAACCCUCCCGCUCCUCUCUCAUCCUCCUCUUCAGACUUCCCUCUCACCACACACCAACCCACUCUCGAUCAACCAGUCAAGCCUCUCGACUCCACUCCUCAGUCCACCACGGCACCACGCCUCGUCAUCGGACACCACCAGCUUAUAUAGCAACCACCAUCCACUUGGAGACUUGAACUCGGCAGCCUCGAGCAGUCCACCACCACCACCACACCACCCACCACCACCAGCAGCUUUCACCACCGCAGCCGCCAUCAUGUCUGCCCACCAGCUCCACGAGUCCCAGAACGUCUACGACAACGAUGACACCUUCUGGGGCCAGUACAGCGAGUUCCCGCGCAUGAAGCAGGGCCUCGACGGCGCCUCGGAGUGGCCCCUUUUCCGCCCCAUGCUGCCCAGCCCCCUGCAGGGUCUGCGCGUGCUGGACCUGGGAUGCGGCGACAGCAUUCUGGGUUGCUACGCCGCCGCCCAGGGCGCCAGCCGCGUGCUGGGCGUCGACCUCUCGGAGCGCAUGCUCGAGCGCGCCGCCCAGAACGCCACCGAGCUCGUCGGCGCCGCGGCCGCCAACGGCAACACCCUGACCAUGCCCACCUACGGCCGCCAGGACCUCGAGGACCUCCAGCUGGCCGGCGAGACCUUCGACCUCGUCGUCAGCGGCCUGGCCCUGCACUACGUCGCCGACUUCAAGUCCCUAGCCGAGCGCAUCUUUGAGUCCCUCAGCCCGGGCGGCUGCUUCGUCUUCUCGGUCGAGCACCCCAUGCUCACGGCGCCCGUCAAGCCCGGCUUCCUCAAGCACAGCGUCCGCGCCGCCGUCGCAGCCAAGCACAUGGAGAAGCUGAGCCUCGCUGCUGCGGACAAUAAGCCCGCCGUCCCGCAGACCGCCGCCGUCCUGCCCGACCGCAGCGCCAACUCUUCCGUCGGCUCCUUCGCCUCCUUCGCCAAGCUGCAGUCGCAGACCUCGUCCUCGGUCGGCACCGGCUCCAUGGCCGCGUCGCUGGCGCCCUCGCCCGCCGACUCCGAGGCACCCUCGCCCGCCUCUUCGGUCGUGCCCUCGCGCGCCCCGACCCCCGCCCCCUCCGAGAGUGAUGAGGACGAGGUGACCGAGAACGACACCUUCUGGCCCGUCGAGUCCUACUUCACCGAGGGCGAUCGCCACGUGCCCUGGCUGGGCGCCAGCGUGCUCAAGCAGCACCGCACCACCGCCACCUACUUUGGCCUGCUCAAGGGCGCCGGCUUCGAGGUCUACGACAUGGCCGAGUGGGGCUCCACCGCCGACGCCGGCCGCAAGCACCCGGACUGGCCCGAGGGCGUUACUCCGCGCUUCCUCAUCCUGGGAGCCCGCAAGCCCGUCACUUCUGCUUAGAGGCUUUGCGGAUCGCUGGUUGCUGCUAGCUCCUAGUAGCUAAGCUGUGGGGACGAGAGGGGUCAUGAUUCGGAAGGGUGGUGGUUCGAGGAUCAGAGCCACGGCGGAAAAAGGGAAAAAAGGGUAAAACGGUACCUUGCCUUUGACACAGGAUCAGGCCAUGGCACGAGCAUUUGACGGAGAAACACGGAAGGCGUUACUUUUAAGAUUUUUGGGGAGAAUAACUGGGGUUUUCUUGGCGCGUUGCUAUUAUAUCAGCAUAUCUUAUACCCCAACAGGCACACUGACAGAUCGCAUUAAUAUUUGGCUUCCAUUCUAUUAAAUAAUUCAGACAAUUUGCCUUGCUAAUUUGACCCCUAACUCGAC